Messenger RNA from Diachasma alloeum, 3222 nucleotides. RefSeq lists its product as uncharacterized. The record is from RefSeq and is a predicted model, not a curated record. The transcript is spliced from 3 exons. Lineage: Eukaryota; Metazoa; Arthropoda; Insecta; Hymenoptera; Braconidae. Bases 1 to 3222 code for a protein of 1073 amino acids.
AUGGCACCAACAACUACACCAGAAGAACUAGCUGCUAGGCGGAAGGCGUUAAUCAAUGAACGUGGAAUGUUAAAAGGAAGAAUGACUAAAUUCUACAAGUAUUUGGUAGAUUCAAAUGUUUACGCAUCGAUUCCAUACGUCGACAAGAACUUCAACAUAAUCCAAUGUGAAUUGGAAAACAUGCCAGCAAUUCUGCGUGAGUUACAAACCCUAGAACCCAACGUCGAUCACGCUGACAUUCAUGAAGAGAUAGAUGACCAGUUUGAAGCGAUUCGAGUCCUUGUGGAGAAAUUUAAGUCGCCAGGACGCACUGCACAUCCUGACGCAAUACCAGAGAACAGACACCUCAGAGACCACAGGUCGCCGUCAGUCACGUCACGUUCAUGUUCGUUUGAUUUUUUGAAGACGAUACCAAAACUCGAGGCCAAGAAGUUCGAUGGAAAAUUAUCCAAUUGGAGAGGUUAUAGAGACUGGUUUUUGGUUACGAUACACAGAAAUGAUAAUCUCUCUGAUUCUCAACGGUUAGAUUAUCUAAAUCGGACCUGUGAAGGUGAGGCUGCCGAUACUAUUAAGGCAUUCGCAAUCACUGAUGAAAAUUACGCUGUUGCUUGGUCCCUACUAGAGAAUACCUAUGAUAUUCAGUAUGCUUUAGUUCUAAAUCAUUAUGAUCAACUGAUGGAGACUCCAGUCAUGAAGAGAAAUACACCUGAGGAGAUGAAAAAAUUAACCAACAGCAUUCAAAGCCAGGUCCUAGCAUUAAAGGCUCUGGGAGAGAACGUAGAACAAUGGAACACCCCAUUAGUACACAUCAUCUUGAGACGAUUAGACAAGGAGACCAGCAGGGAGUGGAAUAGAAAAAUGCAAGGGAGAGAGAUGCCCAAAUAUGAGGCUCUCUUGACAUUUUUGAGAGAAGAAGCCACCAGGACAAUUUCUGUUAAUCCUCUCAGUGCCUCUUCCACAUCCCCCAGCUCAUCAAUGAAUGUAAAACCCAAACACGCUAGAGACAAUAAAAAUCGUACCCAAACUCUAUUAACGAACGCUACUAGCAACAGUUGCCCUCAUUGCAAGGGUCAACACACUUUCGCUACCUGCGAGAAGGUACUCGCUCUCCCCCCUCUGGACAGGAUUCAGGCCGCCCGUACUGCCCAACUGUGUCUUAACUGUUUCCAGAAGAGUCAUAAAACUAGGGUGUGCAAGGCGUCUACCUGCUCCACGUGCCAGAAAAAACAUCACAAUAUUCUACAUUUAAAUGAAGAGGAAACAAAAAUGAUGAGAGCUGCACAUCAAUCAAAAACUAUCGCCAUGGUGGCCACUUUGCCAUCUCGAGAAUGCAUAAUUACUGCUGUGGUGAAUAUCAUGGACUCUCAACAGAAGCCGAUCCAAUGUCGAGCUAUUUUAGAUACUGCUGCUGGCUCAAACUUUAUGACAGAAGCACUAGCCAAUAAAUUGAGGCUCUCACGCGAAAAACUCGCAAUGAGAAUCGAAGGAUUGAACGACGCGACUACCGCAGCAAACUCUCUCGUGAGCACCACAAUUCAAUCAAGAUUCACCUCUUUUACCAAAUCCUUGAAUUUCCUGACAGUAAAGAAUAUUGGAGGAUUGUUUCCAAUGGAACCAGUGGACAGGACUAAUUUGCAAAUCCCUCGAAACAUUAGGUUGGCCGAUCCACUAUUUGAUCGUCCAGCUCCAGUCGACAUUUUGAUAAGCGUUGGAACUACUUUAUCCAUGCUUUGUCAAGGCCAGAUACGAUUGAAUGAUCCAAAAGAUCCAGAUGUAAUACUUCAACAAACCCAAUUAGGAUGGAUUCUAGGUGGAAAUCCACUGGACAAACCAUCACACAAUAAAUCUCCUGCAGUACAGUGCAACCUUCUUGCAGAGUCUCAAUUUGAUGUUCAAAAAUUCUGGGAAAUAGAAGAAAUUCCCAGUGAACGCCACUUGUCCAAAGAAGAGCAACUCUGUGAAGCACAUUUUCAAGAAAAUAUCACUCAUGACAGCACUGGAAGAUACGUUGUUGCCUUGCCUUUCAAUGAGAAAAGAGCAGCUUUAUGCAACACUAAAUCAAUUGCGGAAUCACGGUUGAGAAGCCUGCAGAGAAAAUUCGGAAGAAACCCCGAGUUGGGACAGCAAUAUAAAGCGGUCCUGCAAGAGUACAUCGACCUAGGACACCUGUCCGAAGUUGAGGACGACCCAAAGGCUCGAGACGGUUUCUACCUGCCACGCCACGCGGUCAUCAAGACUGCAAGCCUGACUACUAAGUUGAACACAGUUACAUUCGGACUUGCAUCUGCCCCUUAUUUAGUGAUACGUUGUCUAUCUCAACUGGCAGAGGAUGAAGGCAAGGAUUAUCCCGAAGCAGCUCUUCGCAUCAAGAGAGAUCUUUAUGUUGACGAUCUUCUCACUGGAGCUGAUUCAUUAGAAGAAGCCUUAAAAUUACGUGAUGAUAUUACGACUGUCUUAAAGAGAGGUGGCUUGAAUAUACGACAAUGGGCGUCUAAUCACCCUCAAUUACUCGAAAAUCUACCUGAAGGCAGCGUGAACCUGCAGUUGGAACCUGACAAGGAUGCCACUAUUAAGGCCCUAGGGGUACACUGGGACUCUCAGCAGGACACCAUUGUAUAUACAGUGAAACCAGUCAUGAAGACGGUUAAACUCACCAAAAGGAGUAUUUUAUCAGAUCUAGCAAAAAUUUUCGAUCCACUUGGCCUCCUGGGUCCAAUUAUCAUCAGAGGAAAAAUAAUUAUGCAAAAUUUAUGGAAGGAACGGAUUGAUUGGGAUGAUCCUGUGCCAUUAAGUAUUCAAACAGAAUGGAAAUCAUAUACUGAUGAAUUAAUGCAACUGAAAGAUGAAUCUUUUGAUCGUAAAAUAAUUAUUUCCAAUGCAAAAGAAAUUCAGUUACAUGGGUUUUGCGAUGCAAGCGAAAAGGCGUACGGUGCUUGCAUUUAUCUCAAAACCAUUGAUGAUCAAGGGAAUUCCCAGACAAGCCUCCUCUGUGCUAAAUCCAGAGUAGCUCCAAUCAAACAAGAAUACAGCAAAAAGCAAAGGAAGCUGAAUGGCGACACGUCAGAACAGAUCAAAAUCCAGCAGAUCAUAUCUCACGAGGACAGAUGCCUCGCGAAUUCAGCGAGAAUCUCCAAUGGAAACAUGGACCACACUGGCUCAAUGAAGAAGAAUCUAAGUGGCCCCUUAGUGAGCUCAAAAUCCCUGCUGAGAUACCAGAGAUGA